AAUGUUGUUGCGUAGAUGCUUCAUCGCAAAAACAAAACAUUGCUCGGGUUCUCUCACACAGGUGUGUGUUAAAUCGGCUGCUCUGCCUCGUUUUUAGACUACACACACACACACACCGGCUGCACUUCAAACCCUCCACUAUAAAUACCUCAUAAAAGCAUGUUAUCAAACUGCAUACUUUCCAUGAGCACUAGCUUUCACCUCUUGCUAUUUAUCCCCUCAUCCCCCAUCCUACAUUCUUUCUACCAGUCAUCUCUCUCUCUUUGUCUUUGUCUGUUAAACUCUCUGCUUCAUCCAUAUUUACUAAGAUUGACGUGUUUUCCACAUCCUGCCCUGUGCACUCAGGAGUCAGGUGAUAUCUGUGUGUGUGUGUGUGUGUGUGAGUCAAGAGGUGAAAGGCUCAUGGUUACAUAUUUUCCAUUCAACAAAGGAUUUUUUUGUUUGUCUGAGUUUAAAUGCAACUGAAAGCAGAUCAGUGCUUUCUGUUUGCCAGGUGGUGAUGUCAUUAUUUUCCAGUCACAUACACUCACACACACAGGCCUUCUUUUAUGUCUGAUUAGUCAGCAUUAGCUCGUAUCUGUCAAAAGAAGGAUGGGAUGGAAAAAAGCAAAAUAGUGUCCCUCCUCUUUCCACAGCUGAUUGGCUUGCAGGGAAAGAACGGAUGAAUGACACAGGAAGAGGAGGGGAUGGGAUUGUGGGUAAUGCGUCAUCGGCUGGCAGGGGCUCAUUUAAGCUGCUGGGUAGCAGGAGGAGAGAGCGAGAAAGAGCGAGUGAGCUUAGAAGAGGCUGAGUGACAUUUUCAGCUCUACACGCCCAAAUCUCUGGAAAAUUCCUUCAGUUUGCAGGCUGCUGCAGAGUCGACUCACAGACGCUGACAGGAGGACGCUGAUUUUUAAUCUUCACUUACAAGUGUUGCAGCAGGUGACUAGAUAACCUUGGAAUGUGGGUUAGAAGGCCAAUUGUUGACUGAGGUUCUUUGAGAGCAGCUCAGUGUUUUUUUCCCCCCCAACAUUGAGGACUUUAACCGUGAAGACAAUCGCCAAAUUCCAGAUUCACAAAGAGGAUCCAUGUGUGCGUUGGAUAAAAGCGGACCUGUUUCCUUUUGGGGACCAUCUGUUACUUCCUGAUUGUCCGUCACCCUGGGGAAGGCAACGCAUUUCCGAUUUCCCCCUUCCUCUUCAUCCUCAUCAUCAUCAUCAUCAUCAUCACCCCCGUUGUCCCUGCCACCGCUGAAGUCUGUAUCAGCGCCCCGUUGCGCUCUGACCUCAGGUAUCAGGUGGAGAAGGUUUCGUCUUCCGGGGUCGCCCAUCAUGCACAUCAAGACCACCAAGUGUAACCGCUUCUGCCUGGUUGCCUCUGUGAUGAACCAGGAAGUGUUCAGUCAUCCUGAGGCACAGGCCAGUUUUGAGGCCUUGUUCCGUUCCUUUGACCCGGAGGUACAGUUCCAGUACUUCAAGUCUUUCCGGCGGAUCAGGAUCAGCUUCAGUGAUGCUCUGGCUGCAGCCGAGGCCAGAUUGCGACUGCAUAAGACUGACUUCAAUGGCAAAGAGAUGAGACUCUACUUUGCUCAGUCUGUCCACAUAGGCAGUCCUCGUCUGGAGCCUCCCAAGCCAGAAAAGCAGUUUCUGAUCUCCCCGCCUGCCUCACCCCCAGUUGGCUGGGAACAGGCUCAUGACGCUACACCCGUCAUCAAUUACGACCUGCUGUGUGCCAUCUCAAAACUAGGACCAGGGGAAAAAUACGAGCUCCACACAGCCACACCCACCACCCCCAGCGUCGUUAUCCAUGUCUGUGACGACGAACACGGCGGCGACAGCUCGGCCCCCGAUGACAGCGACCUUGAUGACAAGCCCCGCCCACCACGGCCAAAAAUCAUCCAGACUCGUCGUCCCGACUACAGCCCCGAGGUGAAGCAGUGAGCCACGAAAAAAAAAGGGCGAGGAGCGGCAGAGUGACGACAGUAACAUUCCAUCCUGGAGCGUCUGGUCAAGACCUGAACAACACUCUCUGAGCUUUGAGGGUUUUUUGGAGACUUUGGCGCCUGAAGAUGCCGUGACGUCCUGUAGACGAGCAUUUCAUAUGACAGAAAGAAAAUAGAGUUGAAUGCUGCAUUCAUGUUCUGUGGGAAAGAUGGGAGAUAUGACCUUUCAAGUGGAAAAUCCACUUAGCAGUGAGAUGUGACAGGUACUGCAUGUGGAUAUGAGAUGUGGAGAGGAAACUGUAACUAAUAAUGUAUACCUUUUUUUGGAUUGUUGUGUUAAUAAUACUACUACAAUAGGAGACUUUGAAUAUUUGGGUUGUGGUGAUAACUAUUAUAUUUUUUUUUUCAAAAAGAUAACAAAUGUUACAUGAUAACAUGUGGGUGUUUAGUGAGAUGAAGGUGGUCAGGUGCAAAUAAAGUGUACAAGACCAUCAAAAGUGAUAUGGAAAUUCUUCCCACAUGGCAUGAAUGCGGCAUCAUUCUGAGAAGUCAUGUUUGCGUCUUACUCACCUAGACUAUGGGAUGUAACGGACUGACUGGAGGAGAAAAUCAUCCGUAAAUCACCAGGUUUCAGACUGAAGAUCUUCACCCAUACACUGCCACCUUCUUUCUCACAUGGUCAUUAUCUGAGGAGGUCACACAGGAGCUGCUACUCUUCACAUCUGCAGCUGUUUUUUUUGGUGGACCGGGAAGUCCAGCCAGAGCUCACUGUACUCAUGCUCACACAGACUAAAACAUGACUCCAGUAUGGCAGUGUUCCUGUCAUGACCUCUAACAGUGUUAAUUGUGUAUUCUUUCAGUUUUGAUUUCUCCAUGUGUCCAUGGUUUGGUUGUAGUAAUAGCAAAGAAAUAUUUCUAUUUUACAUUAAAGGGCGUAGUUCAGUUUUUUUUAAGUGAGGUUGUUCGAGGUCUGCUGAGCUGAAAAACAACCUGACACUGAACUAAAACACAGUUAUGUUUGGUGCUCUAUGUCACUGUUAAACAGCCUUUUUUGAAUGGAAAAUGAAGUUUAUGGUGCUUUGUAAACCUCUCAUUCCCCUACACCAAAGUCCAUGGACUAAAUCAUCAACAUUACAUCACAGCACACAGGAGUUGUUGAUCCACUGCUGCCUCCAUCAGUAAGUUCAAAUGUGAUAUUUUGUCACUUUUGUCACUUGUUCAUUUGGAUUUACUUCAGUGUCACAAACUUGCUAAAAAGUGGCAUCAGGAGAUCAGCAGCUCCUGUGUCCUCGAGAGCUAAAAAUGCAUGUUCUUUAUGGACUAUGGUGCAGCAAAGUGCAUGGUUUACAAACUUUAGCUUCCAGUUUAAAAGGCUGUCUAACACCAACAUAAAGUGGCAAAAGUUGCUGGUUCUCAACACAGGAGGCAACAUCGUGCAACCUCACUUGAAAAAAACCUUGAACUUUGACUUUUAAAUACAUUUUUUGAACGUGGUUUUCAUGUCAACUUUUUCAUCUGUGGGCCUCUAACCACAUCAGCCAUUGUAUAUUCUCAGCUUAAAGAAAAUAGGGCUAAUCUGUUAUUAGUCCAUACUUGGGCUACAUAGUAUUCUGUGAGAAAAUACAAAUGACGCACUGUUAUUGUCAAGGCCCAGCACGCGUUAUUAUGAUGGGCAUUCAUUUGAUGUAUGUUUUAAAGAGAUUAGGGUGUGGUCUAUGGUUAAUGUCUUACUGUAUCCAUAUGAGCUAUGUGCAUGUGUAACAGUUGCUGCAAAUAUGCACCAGAGGCAUGUCCUGUAAUGAUUGCGUCAUUUCUGUUAGUACAGCUCCAUCACACACCCAAACCAAAAUCUUGCAACAUUUUAAUGCUGUGAGAAUUUUUUUUUUUUAAAGAAAUGCGAGUUAUUAAAGUAUCCUGCGAUUGCAAUGAGCUCCCCAUCUGUCACUUCAUUAGCCUAAAGCUGAAUCACAACACAGCUUUGACACUUGACUAUGUAACGCGACGUUGCAUCGUAGACAAAAAAUUUUUUUUUUUAAAUCAGCGUCUCAGCACUGAACAACACGAGGGGCUGAGAAAACCAGCUUCAUAUUCACUGUGUCGUACUUCGUUAGUGGUUGGAUAAUUAAUUACAUACAGUACGUGUUUGUUGAUACUCAGUGAACAGCAUUAUAUAUGGCAGAAACAUAUUCAGGGCUGAAGAGCAGCUCCUGCUUUAUUCCAUCACCUUCAGUCUCAGAAUUUAAUUCUAUUUAUUAAGUUUUGUUUGUGCUUUUAUUUUAAAGACAGACAGGAAACAACAGGGUGAUGAGAUGGUGCAGUCAAAGCAGCCAAGAGUCACUGCUCAGUAUUUAUGUGCUAUUUGUUACGUUAUCUGUUCUUAUUGUGUUUUCACGGUGCAGUUGAUCUAAAGCUGUGGUCUGGGAUGUCAUCUUGUGGCUAACUUCCGUGUCCACUGCUGCUGCUGUAUUCUAAGCAUAGACUGUAAAUUAAAAUGGACGUAGUCUUCCAGUUGCAAAACAAAC
Messenger RNA from Solea senegalensis (Senegalese sole), 4443 nucleotides. Its product is annotated as calcipressin-1-like. Gene Ontology annotation, molecular function: nucleic acid binding; calcium-dependent protein serine/threonine phosphatase regulator activity. The transcript is spliced from 4 exons. Gene Ontology annotation, biological process: calcium-mediated signaling. The coding region runs from base 1311 to 1919 and encodes 202 amino acids. Lineage: Eukaryota; Metazoa; Chordata; Actinopteri; Pleuronectiformes; Soleidae. Gene Ontology annotation, cellular component: nucleus; cytoplasm. The record is from RefSeq and is a predicted model, not a curated record.